AUGGAGAGAUUAAUCAAAGGGCAACAAGAAUUGUUUGAACAAUUAAGAAAAGCCGAGCGCAAUCUUAAGAAGGCGAACCAUGAGGUUCGGGCAAAAUCUAGUUAUCUGAUAGCAAGAAUGGAAGCGUUAAACAAGUUGGAAGAAGCUUUCAACCAGAAUCAUCUUGAAAUAGUUGCCAUAGCAACGGAGGAGCAAAUGGAAACGUUACAAUAUUUUCAAGAUGACUUACAGGAUAGCUUUCAAGAAUCUUUUAUACAAUACAAAGCUUUGUUAAAGGAAUAUCUAGAUUAUACCGAUCAAAACACGACUAUACAUGCGAUAGACGCAAAUGAGAAUGAAUCAAACAAAAAUCAAGGUAACUCUGAGGUGCAAUUACCUAGAAUUCAACUUCCUAUUUUCUCAGGAAAAUACACCGAGUGGCAAUCUUUUUAUGAUAUGUUUGUCUCAUUAAUACAUGAAAAUUAUACACUAUCAGCUGUUCAGAAAUUGCAUUACUUAAAAUCGAGUUUGUCUGGAGAACCUGAAGUGCUUCUGAGGAAUUUUGCUACUACAUCAGCUAAUUACAAAGAAGCAUGGGAGCAAUUAACUAAACGUUAUAAUAACAAAAGGUAUAACUGCAAUGCUAUAAUGAAGACAUUAUUUGGACAAAAGAAUAUACAACACGAAUCUGCGAAUUCCAUUAGACAUUUGUUAGACACAACAACUUCUUGCCUAAAGGCUCUUAAUAAUCUCAAUAUUGGUACGGAACAAUGGGAUGCAGUUAUAAUUCAUUUGGUAGUGUCAAAGUUGGAUCAUGAGUCACACCGACAGUGGGAAAAUUAUAUAAGUACCGCAUCAGAUGAAUUACCUAAAUGGUCUCAGUAA
Messenger RNA from Parnassius mnemosyne (clouded apollo), 864 nucleotides. NCBI's taxonomy places the organism in Eukaryota, Metazoa, Arthropoda, Insecta, Lepidoptera, Papilionidae. The record is from the annotation of a GenBank genome assembly.